GCCGCGAAUUAAAAAUCCGCCAUUUUCGUGCCCUAGAAGAGCUUCACCCACCUCACGAUCCCCAUCUCCGAUUGAUUCCCUCCUCUUCCUUUGAUUUGAGAACAAGGGCUAAAUUUCUCAACAACCACCAACAGCUCCUCCUCGCCCUCCCACUUCGACAGCGACUUGUCCUCCGACUUGCUUCAGAUCCCCUCCACCUUCUUCUCUUUCCUGUUUUGGUGGCGUUUCUAUGUUCUUCUAGUAUAUAUAGCCGUUUCUUCCCAUUGGAUCGCAUCGUUCUGUUUAUUUGAUCCAGCUCUUGAUGAUUGGUGUUGUUGAAGCAGAAAGCGGAGAUCUUUGAUGGUCUGUGUUUGAUCUGUUGGUUCUUGAGUAGCUCGUGGAUUCAUUUUGUUUUUGAUUCGAAGGAAUAUGGUGGUUCCUGGGCCUGUGACUCCUGGGCAGGUUUCGUUCUUGCUUGGCUUCUUUCCGGUGCUUGUAGCAUGGAUAUAUUCAGAAGUUUUGGAGUAUAGAAAGUCUUCGUCUCCUCAUAAAGUUCAUUCAGAUAUAAAUCUGGUUGAAUUAGGAAAUGUAGCAGUGAAAGAAGAUGAUCGGGCACUUCUACUUGAAGGAGGAUUAACAAAAUCAACAUCAGCAAAAUUUCAGAAUGCUUCUGUUCGAGCAAAUUUAAUCAGGUUUAUAACAAUGGACGAGACAUUCUUGCUAGAAAAUCGAGCACUUUUGAAAGCAAUGUCUGAAUUUGGGGCAAUUCUUGCUUACUUCUACUUAUGUGAUCGGACAAAUUUGUUUCCAGAAUCUAAGAAGAAUUACAGCCGAGAUCUGUUUGUCUUCCUCUACAUGCUGUUUAUCAUAGCUUCAGCAAUAACUUCCCUCACAAAGCACCAUGAUAAAUCAGCAUUUUCUGGAAAAGCCAUACUUUAUUUGAAUCGGCAUCAAACAGAAGAAUGGAAGGGUUGGAUGCAGGUCCUCUUUUUGAUGUAUCACUAUUUUGCUGCCUCGGAAAUAUACAAUGCAAUUCGUAUAUUUAUUGCUGCUUAUGUUUGGAUGACUGGAUUUGGAAACUUUUCUUACUACUACAUACGAAAGGAUUUCAGCCUUGCACGGUUUGCCCAGAUGAUGUGGCGGCUCAAUUUCUUUGUUGCGUUUUGUUGCAUUGUUCUGAACAAUGACUACAUGUUAUAUUAUAUAUGUCCUAUGCACACAUUGUUUACACUAAUGGUGUAUGGGACUCUUGGCAUCUUUAAUAAAUAUAAUGAGGUCAGCUCAGUCAUGGCUAUGAAGCUCGUCUCUUGUUUUCUGAUGGUAAUCCUAAUUUGGGAAGUUCCCGGAGUUUUUGAUCUUUUAUGGACUCCGUUCACAUUUCUGUUAGGGUACAAAGAUCCCGAACCUUCUAAAACGAAUCUUCCUCUCCUGCAUGAGUGGCACUUCAGAUCUGGGCUUGAUCGCUAUAUUUGGAUCAUUGGAAUGAUAUAUGCAUACUUUCACCCUAACAUAGAGAAAUGGAUGGAGAAACUAGAGGAGUCUGAAACUAAGCGCAGAUUCACCAUUAAGGCUAGCAUUGUGUCUUGUGCACUGGUGGUUGGUUAUUUGUGGUACGAAUACAUUUACAAGCUAGACAAGCUCGCAUACAAUAAGCUCCAUCCUUAUACAUCAUGGAUUCCCAUAACUGUUUACAUUUGCCUGCGGAAUUGCACACAACAGUUACGGAACUAUUCUUUGGCCCUCCUUGCAUGGCUCGGCAAGAUCACAUUGGAGACAUAUAUCUCCCAGAUCCAUAUCUGGCUAAGAUCAGGCAUUCCUAAUGGCCAGCCAAAGUGGCUUCUUUCUUUCAUUCCAAAUUACCCAUUGCUCAAUUUUCUCCUCAUCACCACAAUAUAUCUACUUAUAUCCUACCGAAUUUUUGAGUUGACAAAUGUCCUCAAGACUGCGUUUGUUCCAUCAAAAGACAACAAGCGCCUGUGGCACAAUUUCGUCGCCGGAGUGGCAAUUUCUUUUUCCUUAUACUUUGCCUCAUUGAUUCUUCUUCAAAUCCCUCGGUUGUCGGGAUGAUAAAAUCCACAUCACAUACUGAUUACUGGGAAGUUCUUGGCUUCAAUCAAAUUUAAGAUACUGCUUUGAAGUCUUGCUUGUUACAACACCAAUGGAUAUCAUAACUUACUGAACAAAAUUCCAUGGAGAUUAUUGAGCCGUUCAGCUAAAAAGGUGGAAGGUGGAAGGGAAGCUCAUCAGAGAUGUAUAUUUUCAAGUUUUGUUUUGUUUUUUUUUUUCUCCUUCUCUUUUCUAUCUUUUUCAUGGCCAUUUUCAAUUUAUUAUCCUCUUAUAUGCAUGUGUAGUGUGUAGGUCUUUUACAAAAAAACCCA
Molecule: messenger RNA, 2357 nt
Organism: Dioscorea cayenensis subsp. rotundata (Guinea yam)
Lineage: Eukaryota; Viridiplantae; Streptophyta; Magnoliopsida; Dioscoreales; Dioscoreaceae
Product: protein REDUCED WALL ACETYLATION 3-like
Exons: 16
Coding region: 409-2046 (545 amino acids)
Biological process (GO): xyloglucan metabolic process; xylan biosynthetic process; plant-type secondary cell wall biogenesis
Cellular component (GO): Golgi apparatus
Molecular function (GO): acetyltransferase activity
Source: RefSeq, a predicted model, not a curated record